Messenger RNA from Culex pipiens pallens (northern house mosquito), 2663 nucleotides. Its product is annotated as growth hormone secretagogue receptor type 1-like. The transcript is spliced from 8 exons. The coding region runs from base 231 to 2012 and encodes 593 amino acids. Gene Ontology annotation, biological process: G protein-coupled receptor signaling pathway. Gene Ontology annotation, molecular function: G protein-coupled receptor activity. Lineage: Eukaryota; Metazoa; Arthropoda; Insecta; Diptera; Culicidae. The record is from RefSeq and is a predicted model, not a curated record. Gene Ontology annotation, cellular component: plasma membrane.
CCGGCGCGGUUAAACUCGGAACGGAAGUGCGAUGAAAGCUGGUGAUGAAACGGUUCCGGGUGGUUGGCGCGGGUUUGUGGCGGGUUAAGGGUUGAGUGAAAGUGUGAAGUUUAAGUUGCAGUUGUAGUUAAUGAAAUGUGACCAUCAGCGGCGAGGAGUAGUAGCUGGCAGAAAAGGAUUAGGUUUUUUUUUGUUGUGUGGAGUGCACUCUAGCUGGGAAUCCAUUAACUAUGGAUGCACUUGUGACGGAUGGUUUCGCUGGAGUUUAUGAUCGAUUCGUGAGGAAUAGUAGCAGCAGCGAAUUUUGUGAUGAUAGUGCUGAAAACCUUAACGAGUAUUCGUUGAAGUUGUGCACCGAUAGUGAUGACAGGUUUCUCCGCGUAGGCAGCAACAAUGAAUCGUACCCGGGAAGCGUCCCAGACCAAAUGUCCACCUCCAUGGAGUGGGCCUACAUGGUGGCGGAUUUCCUCACCUUUUACUACACCCCAAUCCUCGUGAUUGUGGGCAGCAUCGGAAACAUCCUGUCCGCGCUGGUGUUUUUCAACACGAAGCUCAAGAAACUGUCCUCGUCGUAUUACCUGGCCGCCCUCGGAAUAAGUGACACGUGCUUCCUGAUCGGCCUGUUCGUCACGUGGCUAAGCUUCUUCGGGAUUCACAUCUACACCCGGGAAGUGUUCUGCCAGCUGUUUACCUUUUCCAGCGGCCUAAGCAGCUUCCUCUCGGUUUGGUACGUGGUGGCGUUCACCUUUGAGCGGUUUAUCGUGGUGUUGUACCCGUUGAAGCGACAAAGCUGGUGCACCGUGCGGAGGGCCAAGCUGGUCAUCGUGGCGUUGACGGUGCUCGGGGCGCUGCACAGUGCGCCGUACAUUGUGUUCGCGGGGCCGCAGUUCUCCGAGCGGAGCAACGCCACCAUCUGUGAUGUGCGGGAAGAGUACAAGCCCGAGAUGAUAAUUUUCAACUACAUCGACACGGUGAUAGUGUUCGUGGUGCCAUUCACGAUAAUCCUGGUGCUGAACUCUAUCACGAGCUUUACGGUUUGGCGCGUGGCCGGCCUGAGGCGUAGCAUGACGCUGAUUCGACGAAAACCGUCCAGUUUUGAAAUUCGUCGGCAGCUCAGCAUGCAACGGGGCUGUGCCCACCCGAAUGGACGAAACAAUGUUUUCAAGCAGCAACUGCAGCAGCAGCAGCAGCAGAGACCGGCAAUCGGCCGGAUGGUGAACCUGCAGAUGAAGGUGACCAAAAUGCUGCUUAUCGUGUCGUCCGUCUUCGUUUGCCUGAAUCUACCGAGCUAUCUGAUGCGCGUCCGUGCGUUCAUCGAGACGGAACCGUCCAACCUGACCGUGCUGGUCCAGUACUAUUGCUACCUGUUUUUCAUCACCAACUUUGGCAUCAACUUUGUGCUGUACUGCAUCAGUGGACAAAACUUCAGAAAAGCUGUGAUAGAGAUGUUUAAUCGUACCCGGCAGAGUCGACUGUACCAGGAGCCGUUCAGCGGUGGAACACAAACCGGUCGAGAUUUUCCGCAGCUCCGGUUCGCUGAUGGCCCUGAAGCGAUGCAACACGAUGACGAACCGUCCCACGCUCGCACCACCACCCAGCAGCAGCUCCUGGGGGAGGGAGUUUUGCGACUAUCCGACGUUGAGCCGCCCCUGACGUCGUCGCCACCAACAGGGCCAAGCCAACUGCUGGCGGAGCCGAUCGAUGAUGGGCCACGGCUCACAACAGCACACCAGCAACCAGAGACAGACUCAGCUGCUUCUGCCAUCGUCCCGGAGUCCCGGGGGAAGUGGCGGCCAGUCGGCGUCCUCGUCGAUGGUGGUGAUGGCUCAGGAAGAGCAGGACUCGGUUUAGGGAGGGACUUUUUGUUUUGUUUUAUUUGUUUCAUUUUCCAACAAAACAAAGAUGGUUUCAUCGAAGACUUUGUGAACUUCCUCGUAAACAUUCUUCCAUACGGUUUCGCUUCGAUUGCAAAGCUAUUUUCCAGAGCACAAAAAGUUUACAUGUACACGUAGGAAAACACAGCUUCUUAAAGUUUUACUCACAGACAAAUAAACGUGACAUUUGUAAAAGUUAUGUUUUACCGUUAGAUGUAAGCUUAAAAUUGAGUUAUCAAUAUUGUCUUGUAAAAAGUUAAAAGAAUAAGCUUCAAAAAGUUUACAAAUUCAAACCUACCAACCGGUUUGACCUUUGUUUGUCUGUGCAUUUCUUAUGCUUUUCUCUCCAAGCUAAUAAAACUUUUACAUCGAUUGUUCGUUAUUUGUUCGGUGAGUAGAUCAGAACUGAUGUAAAAGAAAGCCAACUAAAUAAUCCGGAAUACGAAAAUCGAAUAUGGCACGCCAAAUUUCCAAACUGGACUCAUCGGUGUCGUUCAGGUGAAGGAAAAAAAAACUUUUCCUUCCUACAAUGCAGAAAGAGGAAGAAAAAAACUAAUUGAACUUUAUGAUAGCUUUUUUUGUGGUGGCACCUGACCGGGGAAGAUGUGCUGCCCUAAACGAAAAAACUUGACCAGCGCGGGUUCGUGAAAUAGAGAGGGGAAUGAACUACAUUAUUUACACAGAGUAAGAAAUGUUAAAUCUGUAGGUGAAGGAUUCUUUAUACACAAGAAGCGUUAGCUGUGCUUCGGAAAAUUUGUUUAGAUGAAAAUAAAAUUAAAAAGUGAAAAU